GGCGUUUCAAUGCGCCUGCGCGGGGGCUACUGCCACAGUCUUCUGGGGAGGUUGGAGAUGGCGGCUGCUGAAGGGUCUUCUUCUCAGCCGGCGGCUUCAGAACAGCCGGCGGAGCUGCCUGCUUCAGUGCGGGCGAACAUAGAGCGUAAGCGGCAGCGGGCGCUGAUGUUGCGCCAGGCCCGGCUGGCGGCCCGGCCUUACCCAGCGACGACGGCUGCGGCUACCGGAGGCGUGGCUAAUGUAAAAGCAGCCCCAAAGAUAAUUGACACAGGAGGAGGCUUCAUUCUGGAAGAGGAGGUAGAAGAAGAACAUGCAAUUGGAAAAGUUGUUCAUCAACCAGGACCUGUUAUGGAAUUUGAUUAUGUAAUAUGUGAAGAAUGUGGUAAAGAAUUUAUGGAUUCUUAUCUUAUGAACCACUUUGAUUUGGCAACUUGUGAUAACUGCAGAGAUGCUGAUGAUAAACACAAGCUUAUAACUAAAACAGAAGCAAAGCAAGAAUACCUUCUGAAAGACUGUGAUUUAGAAAAAAGAGAACCAGCUCUUAAAUUUAUUGUGAAGAAGAAUCCUCAUCAUUCGCAAUGGGGUGAUAUGAAACUCUACUUAAAAUUACAGAUUGUAAAGAGGUCUCUUGAAGUUUGGGGUAGUCAGGAAGCAUUAGAAGAAGCGAAGGCAAUUCGACAGAAAAACCGAGAAAAAAUGAAACAGAAGAAGUUUGAUAAAAAAGUAAAAGAAUUACGGCGAGCAGUAAGAAGCAGUGUGUGGAAAAGGGAAACAGUUGCUCAUCAACAUGUGUAUGGACCAGAAGAAAACCUGGAGGAUGACAUGUACCGGAAGACUUGUACUGUGUGUGGCCAUGAAUUGACAUAUGAGAAAAUGUGAUUUUUAGUUAAGUGAUCCCAUUUUACAGUGUUUUAUAUUUAAAUAAAUGAAAUUUAGACUGAUCCUGUUCAGGAUUCACCAAAAUGUAAAGUCUUCAUGAUGGAUAAAACAUUUGUGUAAAUAAUACUUCAAUGAUUAUGUACAUUAUGGCUUGAGGGCAGGUUUCAGUUAAAGUCCAGCUGGUCUGGUGUGGGCAAAAUAUAUAUAUUCUUUACAAUAGGGAUGGGAGCUGAGGGAUGGAAGUGUUAGUUAACAACUAAAAUUGAGAAAUAAGCUACCAAGGCAAACCCUAGUUGGAGGAGGAAGAGCUUUUAGUAUAGAGGCAGAAGCUGGCUGAGCUGGAUGCCUGUCCCCAGAGACACCAGGGACGGUGGUAGGUCACCGCAACCAGAGGCUGGCCAGGUCUUCUAGACUGUUUCUACCUCCGUGUCAGGGAGCAGGAGCUGUUGCUGGGACGGGUUUACUUAGGGUUUACUACUAUAGACCUUAAUAUUAGUGUCUAGAUAGCCCUUUUCAAACCUAGAUUAAAAUGGAAAAACAACUAUAUUGUUUGUUGAUCAAAGGUGCUGAUAAUAAGUUUAGCAUAACUUGUUAACAUUUACCGAGCCCUUGCCAUGUGCUAUGUAGGCACUAUGCUAAGUGCCUUACAGGUAUUCUCUUUUAAUUCUGGGAGGGAAGACAGCUUGCUUCUGGAUCAAGUUUAGGUAGUUGGAUAUGGCCCAGCUUGUCAAAAGGAUUACAAGGUAGUUAUAUCGAGUAAGAGGAUUUGAUCCCCUGUGCUUGAUUAUAAGGUUUCUGCAUUUUUUUUUUUUUGAUAAAAACAAAAUCAAGUUAAGAUAAACUAGGUGUUUUCAAGUUGUUCUUCGACAGGAAGGACUUUUUAUCCUAUUGCUACAAAUAAAUGAAUGGGAAGUUUUUAUACAUUUUAAUUUUUCUCUUUAGAUAGCUCUUGGAGAUUAUGCUUAAGGGCAAAAGUCAAAACAAGUCAAACCCAAAUAGGCUUGAGACUGUUACUAAUUGUUUUCUAUAUAAGUAUUCAAUACAGCAAUCUUUACUAUA
Phacochoerus africanus (Common warthog) is the source of this 1938-nucleotide messenger RNA. It is a transcript of the gene XPA, whose product is annotated as XPA, DNA damage recognition and repair factor. The record is from RefSeq and is a predicted model, not a curated record. The transcript has 6 exons. Gene Ontology annotation, molecular function: damaged DNA binding. Gene Ontology annotation, biological process: UV-damage excision repair; base-excision repair; nucleotide-excision repair, DNA damage recognition. NCBI's taxonomy places the organism in Eukaryota, Metazoa, Chordata, Mammalia, Artiodactyla, Suidae. Gene Ontology annotation, cellular component: nucleotide-excision repair factor 1 complex. Bases 10 to 879 code for a protein of 289 amino acids.